Molecule: messenger RNA, 2441 nt
Organism: Malania oleifera
Lineage: Eukaryota; Viridiplantae; Streptophyta; Magnoliopsida; Santalales; Ximeniaceae
Product: IQ domain-containing protein IQM1-like
Exons: 11
Coding region: 1-1971 (656 amino acids)
Molecular function (GO): protein binding
Source: RefSeq, a predicted model, not a curated record
AUGGAUUUUGUGACCGGAUUGCCGCCAGUACUUCAUGGGCAGAAUCCUAUCUGGAUGAUCGUGGACAGGUUGAUGAAAUUUGUUUACUUCUUACCAAUGAAGCUGCUGUCCUCCAAGCUGCUGCACAGCAGCUCUAGUGUUCGCAGAGGAGAGUUGGCUCGGCUGUCGCUACUGCUGGAGGUGCAGGCAGAGGGGUUGCUGCUGUAUGGUCGGAUGGUAGACUGGCCGUGGGAGAUUUGCUUGGCUAGAGCUGCAACCGGAAGGCAGAGGAAGGUUGAAGAAGGAAAGAGAAGCUGCAAGGGGCAAAUUGAAUCUAUAGGAUUGCGCUUUUCAUCACUAAGAUCGUCCUCCAAGGAAAUGUUGAGCCGCAGGUUCUUUGGUUUACGAGAAAAUGCUGAAACAGUUGUGAUAAAAUCCAUCAACUUUGACUCGGACGACAAGGAGACUGCUACUUUGAGAAAGAAUAGCUUCAAGAAAGAUGAUUUAGACGACAGUGGCGAAGUCGACCGCACCGACAAAGUGAUUAUCGAAGAAUCGAUCCGCUUCAAAAAGUGCCAAUUGAAAGAUGUUAAGCUCAAAACAACUGUUUCAUUUAAGAACAUCACAAUAGUUUCCAAAGAGGAAAAUUUGGAUUCUUUACCCGAACCGGCUGUUCGGCUUUCUCCAAGACCCAUUACUGAACUUGAUGCAGCAGCAGUGAAGCUGCAGAAAGUUUACAAGGGUUACCGAACCCGGCGAAGCCUUGCAGAUUGCGCUGUUGUUAUAGAGGAGCUCUGGUGGAAGGCUUUAGACUUUGCAGCUCUUAAGCGCAGCCCGUUCUUCCAUAUCGAAAAACCGGAAACUGCAGUUUCCCGAUGGGCGAGGGCUCGGAUUAUGGUAGCUAAGGUUGGAAAAGGGUUGUCCAAGGAUGAGAAGGCUCAGCAGCUUGCACUGAAACACUGGCUUGAAGCUAUCGAUCCUCGGCAUCGUUACGGGUAUAAUCUGCACUUUUAUUACGAAGUGUGGCUUCACAGUGAGAGCUCCCAACCUUUCUUUUACUGGCUGGACAUCGGAGAUGGUAAAGAAGUAAACCUUGAAGAGAAGUGUUGUAGGUCUGAUCUUCAGCGUCAGUGCAUCAGAUAUCUAGGGCCAAAAGAAAGGGAGGCGUACGAGGUAAUAGUGGGUCAGGGUGGGAAACUGGUAUACAGACAAGGUGGGGGAGCGGUGCACACGGUAGAGGAGGAGGGUUCGAAGUGGAUGUUCGUGCUGGGGACCUCCAGAAACUUAUACGUUGGAGAGAAGAAGAAAGGUCUUUUUCACCAUUCUAGUUUCCUUGCCGGUGGCGCUGCCACUGCUGCCGGAAGACUUGUUGUCCUUCAAGGUGUUUUGGAGGCUAUAUGGCCAUACAGUGGCCAUUAUCGUCCCACAGAAGAGAAUUUCAUGGAGGUUAUCAGCUUCUUAGAGGAUCACCAUUUAGACUUGACCAAUGUCAAGAGAUUUGCGGUGGAUGAUGAUGACCCAACAAAGAUACGAAAGGCAAAGUCUCAAAGGCCUUUCCCAGCCAAUGCGCCAUCCAUUACUACAAACAAUAUCAAUGAAGCAUCAGCAGAUGAUAAUACCCACGGGCCGCCCACUGAUCAGGAAACAACCACCAUUAGUACUGCGGCCAGCACUACUACCGUAGGGAAGAAGGAGGAAGAAAAUAAACCAGCCGGAGGGGUAUUCGGAAGCAGGAAAUGCCAGUUGCAGUACGGCCGGGGAUGGACAACCGGCGCCGGAUGGCGUAUAAAGUGUGUGAGGGAAUACCCAGCAGUGCUGCAAGCUCAGGCACUCGAGCAACUGAAUCUGUCACCCAGGCUGGCGGUCAGUGCUCAUCAUCAACAACUGCAGGGCUUGCAGGGAGCUCCCAUUCCUUCUCCUAGACCAAUUAGUCCUUACAAGGUCCUUUUAUCACCUAGGCUUGCAUGCUUUGAUGCAUAUGGGAUUCCCUAGGUAGCUACGUACUCCAUGCAUGUGCAUUCAUGCCUGCUUUCUAAUUUCUACGUAGGUGCUUCUAAUUACUACACUGCUACAGGACCAUUAAUCAAUUCACCUAAUUAAUGAUGUAUGAGCAUUUAGUCUGGGACUAGCUGGCAUACAAUUUCGUUAGGGCAAUUUUUGUGCCCCUAAUAAGGGUUUUAUUUUUUUAAUUUUCUGUUAAUUAUACCCAUGAGGUCGAUCUUACAUGAAAUAAUGAAAUGGAGGGACUGACUAGACAAUUAGCACCAAUUGUUAUACUAUUUAGGGUUUUUGUUUUCAGGUGGGGGUUCAGUUUGAUGUUACAGCAGAAACUCUCAUUCUUCCCUCAGGUUUUUAAUAGUUUUGGUUGUGCAAGAGCUGCUAUAUCUUCUUGUAAUCAAAUAUGUUGCAAUAUUCUUAGAAUUCCUAAUGAUAAUAAUUGCAUUAAGCAAUUAAGCUUGCAA